UCAGACUCUCAAUACCUGCACAGAACGCGAUUGAGCACGUUGUUCCGUUCCAGCUUCUGUUCGUGUCUGCUGUGUGUUUCCCUGACCAAGUGUGUUUUGCAUCGAGCUAAAAGUGCUCAAGCUUUUUUUCCUCUCCGUUUCUGCCAUAUAACUGAAGAACAACGCAUCAAAAUGUUUUGGGGUCUGAUUCUGAAGCCAGGCAAAAAGUACUACAACGUGUUGGAGCAAGACUUCCAUCUCACCCAUGCGGCGCUCGAUCUUUCCGACAGCAGCGGCGAUGUGCAGGUUAUGCUGACGACCGAAAACAUCACCUAUCUGCUGUGCACACUGAAUAAAACGAUUCCUCAGGCCGUGCUGGACCAAGAGUUUGCCAUCGGAGAUAAGAUCAGCUUCGCCACCAAGGGCCACGGUGUGGUGCACCUUACCGGAAAUGUGCUCCCGGACGGUAUGGAUGACCUGGGCGAUGAGGAGGAGGAGGACGACGAGGUGGAGAUGGAUGAGGAGGAGGACGUGCCGGCCACAAAUGGAAAGCCGCGCAGCGCGAAGCAGGCAGCAAAGGUUAAGGUUGCCAAAAAGAUUGCAGCGGGCGAAGUGUCGGACGAAAGCGAUGAGGACGAUGCCACCUUUACCGAGUCGAUGCUGGAGGAUGAUGGCCUCUUGAACGGCGGAGAGGAAGACGACGAUGACAGCGAUGAGGAGGGAGAGGAUGAGGAGGAUGGAGAGGAAGGUGAGGAUGAUGAUGACGACGAUGAGGAGGAUGACGAUGAAGAGGACGAUGACGAUGACGAGGAUGAUGAGGAUGACGAUGAAGACGAUGAGGAGGAAUUGGAGGAACAGCCCAAAGCUAAGCAAGCCAAACUAAGCAACGACGCCAAGGCAACGGGUGGUGCUCUUAAUGGAAAUGCAGCAAAGCAGGCUGCGAAGGAAACAGCAGCUUCCGGAGGAAAGCAGGAGCAGCAGAAAAAGGGUGCUGUACGCACGCUCCAGGAUGGACUGCUGGUAGAGGAUCUAAAGGUCGGUACCGGACCGGAAGCUAAACCGGGCAAAAAGAUCGCAGUGUACUACGAGGGCCGCCUGAAGACGAACAACAAGGUGUUCGACAGCACCAGCAAGGGCCCGGGCCUGAAGUUUGCCCUCGGCCGUGGCGAGGUAAUCAAGGGUUGGGAUCUGGGAGUGGCCGGCAUGAAGGUGGGUGGCAAGCGACGACUGGUCAUCCCACACAAGCUGGCCUACGGUACGAAGGGUAGCCCGCCGGUCAUUCCGCCCUGCAGUACACUGGUGUUUGAGGUAGAGCUGAAGAAGGUGUUCUAAGGAGGAGAGCGACGUAGGUUUAUUUUUAAGAAAAUAUCCAUAUAAAAACAUGUAAAAUCGAUUAUUUCUCCAAUAAAACAAAAAAAAAACACGGACAG
Molecule: messenger RNA, 1409 nt
Organism: Anopheles maculipalpis
Lineage: Eukaryota; Metazoa; Arthropoda; Insecta; Diptera; Culicidae
Gene: Fkbp39
Product: 46 kDa FK506-binding nuclear protein
Exons: 2
Coding region: 172-1311 (379 amino acids)
Cellular component (GO): chromatin; nucleolus
Molecular function (GO): peptidyl-prolyl cis-trans isomerase activity; macrolide binding
Source: RefSeq, a predicted model, not a curated record